AUGCGCCUCUCACUUUUGAUCUUCCUAGCCUUGGCCUCGUUUACCGUCUCGACGGUCCGGGCAGCUACAGGCAAUGACGAUGGCUUCCAAUUUAAGCCGGCGGCCUGGUUUGGGAGGACCACGGAUGUUUGCAUCAUCGGAGGUGGUGCUAGUGGCACCUAUGCGGCUGUUCGGCUCAAGGACAUGGGCAAGACCGUUACUGUUAUUGAAGCCAAGAACACUCUAGGCGGCCACACAGAGACUUGGACCGACCCAGCGAGUGGCCAGACAGUAGAGCUCGGCGUCGAAACAUGGCAUGUCACUAACGCGAGUAUGCGCUUCGUGGACCGUUUCAGCAUUGAGGUGGAACAUGGGCUAGCACCGAACACCCGUGGUACCGUCUUCGUCGAUUAUCAGACAGGCAAGAAUAUGGUUGGAGGAGUUGGGUACGCCUGGAAUGAUAUCCUAGCUGCGCAGGCCAAAUACGGCGAGCAGCGUGCCAAGUAUGCCAAUCUUUCCAGCGGGUACUACCUCGGUUCCCCAGUCCCGGAGGACUUCAUGCUGCCGUUCAUCGACUUUGCCAAGAAGUAUCAACUUGAGGCUAUUCUCUAUUUCUUCUAUCUGCAGCAGCAGGGUGGAAGCGACUUCUUGCGACAGCCGGCGCUUUACGUUCUCAAGGAAUUCGAUCUGGACCGGGUUGUACACUCAGCAGAUAAUGUCACCAUGAGAGCGAAGGGCCCGAUGCACGAAAUCUACGACUGUGCCUUGAAGGACCUGGGCGACGACGUUCUCCUCAACUCGAGCCUCGUCAAGACCAUGCGAUUGCGUCGCCGUAACAACAAACCUGGUGUAUUCAUAACCGUCGAAACUCCAUCCGGCUACGAGAUUAUCCAAGCGAAAGCUCUACUCAUCGCUGCGCCACCUACUAGCACCAUUCUCGACAGCCUCUGGCUCGAAGACCAGGAAACUCGUGUCCUCAGCAAGAUUGUCCCUCACUACUAUUACACCGGUCUGAUCAAUUCAACUGGCCUGCCAAACAACACGGUGUACAAUUUCGCUGCCACUAGCACGGAAUUCCACAUCCCGGAAGUCCCAGGGCUUUACUGGUUCCGAAGCACCAGCAUCACCGGAGUCUUCGACUUCAAGUACGGCCACAAUGGUACUGAAAUGAGCAGCCAAGCCAUCCAGGAUGAUAUUAUUGCCAAAGUGCGUACUAUGCACGCCUCCGGCGACUUCAAAACCACCGGCGAUUACAACCCGCAGAUCGUCAAAUUUUCCAGCCACAGCCCGUUUGACUUACAGGUCUCCCCCGAUGAUAUUAGGAACGGCUUCUAUCAGCGGCUGUAUGCGCUGCAGGGACUGCGGAGCACAUACUAUACUGGAGCGGCGUUUGGAGGGCACGAUUCUGGAGAGCUCUGGGAUUUCACGGAGGCGCUCGUGUCGAAGAUCGCGGCGACAUUGUAGUCCUGGAGUCUACACUUGUUUCGUUCUUUCUCUGGAUUCAGUCUAGACAAAGUAGAUUGAUGUUUUCCAUGAGUCUGAAUCCCAAGGGCCUUUGGCAGGGAUGAUGUGAGGGGGGUACUUUGACGGUCAAGAGUACGUAGCUAGCUACCUCAGUCU
Molecule: messenger RNA, 1599 nt
Organism: Mytilinidion resinicola
Lineage: Eukaryota; Fungi; Ascomycota; Dothideomycetes; Mytilinidiales; Mytilinidiaceae
Product: FAD/NAD(P)-binding domain-containing protein
Exons: 2
Coding region: 1-1443 (480 amino acids)
Molecular function (GO): oxidoreductase activity
Source: RefSeq, a predicted model, not a curated record